Messenger RNA from Protobothrops mucrosquamatus (brown spotted pit viper), 1757 nucleotides. It is a transcript of the gene HSPB8, whose product is annotated as heat shock protein family B (small) member 8. The transcript has 4 exons. The coding region runs from base 149 to 766 and encodes 205 amino acids. Gene Ontology annotation, molecular function: protein homodimerization activity. NCBI's taxonomy places the organism in Eukaryota, Metazoa, Chordata, Lepidosauria, Squamata, Viperidae. The record is from RefSeq and is a predicted model, not a curated record. Gene Ontology annotation, biological process: cellular response to unfolded protein. Gene Ontology annotation, cellular component: cytoplasm; protein folding chaperone complex; nucleus.
AGAAGCUGCUGCAAAUACGAGUUGUUCUUUUCAAAUCCCUUUCUCUACGCUGCCUGUCUGAGUCGGUGCUUAAACUGCCCUUCCGAAGAACUGCUUGAAAACCCUCGUCAUCUUUCCUAGGAGCUCCUUGGCUGUCGAAUAUUGUUGGAUGGCUGACAACCAGAUCCCUUUCUCGUGCUACCCUGGCCGGCAUCGGAAUCUCAGAGAUCCCUUUAGGGAAUCCAGCUUGUCCUCUCGGCUUCUGGACGAUGACUUUAACAUGUCUCCUUUUCCCGGCGACCUGACCGCCAACUGGCCGGAUUGGGCCCGCUCGCCCCUGACCACAGGCUGGGCGAGUCCACUGAGGUCAGGGAUGGUCCGGAGCAGCGGAUUCUCCCCUCCGGGGUACGGCUCUCGCUUUGGGGCUCACCCUGAAGGGGAUCCCUUUGGAUCCAGCCCACCGACCUUCUCGGGAGAGCCCUGGAAAGUCUGCGUCAACGUCCAGAGUUUUAAACCCGAAGAGCUCUCGGUCAAGACCAAGGAUGGUUACGUGGAAGUGUCAGGUAAACAUGAAGAACAACAAGCAGAAGGAGGGAUUGUUUCCAAGAAUUUCACCAAGAAAAUACAGCUUCCGGUGGAAGUGGACCCCACCACGGUCUUUGCCUCCAUGUCCCCCGAAGGGCUGCUGAUCAUCGAAGCUCCACAGAUACCUCCAUAUUGUCAGUACGGGGAUGGCAGCUAUGGCAACGAGAUCCCUUUGGACACCCAAGAAGCCACCUGUGCCUGAAGGGGGUCCUGCCCAAGGCUCUCUCUCCCCCACAAAGUCCCUUCCAUCAGCUGCCUUCAUUCAAAGCCUUCUUCCUUGUAGAUGUCCUGGUCAACCCUACUCUUGAGUGGACUUCUUGAGCUCCCACGUUACACUCGGGGUGGAGGGGAGAGGGUAAUGUUAACCUGGUCUUUGAGGCUUUCAAAUCAGUGGUAUAAAAUUAUACACCUCGGCGAUGCCCUCUCUCAAACAGGAGUGACGUUGAGUCGGAAGGAUUCAGUUCCAGAAAGCUUCUUUGAUCCACCACAUUUGGGGUGGGGGGAGACCUCUUCUGAAAGGUUUUGAGGAAGUGUUGAAGUCAAGAUUGGUCCUUUAGAUGUUUCUGGAUAAAGAUUUAGAGCUGAGACAAAUCCUGAAGAGAGGAAUCCCUUGGCAAUGUGACUUCAAGAGGAAGUCGCUGCUAUGUCAACUUAGCGGCACUGUGGUCUACAUUUCCCACCAUGCCUGGUGUCGGCAUUGCAUUGGGGCAUUGCGGGAAAUGAACAGGCUAGCCUCCACAACUUUCCAAGCCAGGACUUCUUCAUUGUAUGAGGGAGCUACAACAAUCUUUGGUCCUGUGGAGAAGUAUUUAAGGACUCAUUCGCCAUCUAGUUUUCACUGAAUCCAUGUUCAGAAAGGCUCAAAGGUCCCACACCCAUCAUUCUGAUCUAAGCCCCUUUGUGGCUUGCUUCAUCAUCUCACCAAUAAAGAUCCCAACCUUGAAACAAGGAAGUCAUUUUGCCCAAACGUGCUAAGAGAUUGUCUCAAGAUAUCUGGAGAUCUUGUGAAGGUCUCCUGAAAUGUUUGGGUCUUCUCAAAUGGAGAGAUGGAGCAGUUCAGGUGAAGAAAGGUCAUCAGCUCCUGGUUGAGGUCUCACUUCCUAGGUGUAAGCUGAUUCAUAACACAUUUUUUCCCCAACAACCAUUUGUGGUGAUUCCUCUCCUACACCAGGGCUAUCCAACCAUGGCCACUU